AUUAAGCAAGAAGCUUUCCUGAGAUAAUCAUUCAGCAAGCCAUUUCCUCUAGUGGAGACUGUGCUCCUCAAGACCGUCCACUGAAGGUCAAAUAAUUAUAGUAAAGGAGAAUUUUUGGCAUUUCGCUUUGUAAUACAGACUUUGCAUUGUUUGGAGUAAUUGUAUGUGACGGUGAGUCGCUCAGUCUCUGAAAGCAGCACCUUGACUGUGCUGGUCGAGGGGCUGCAUUUGUCUCGUUGUUGCCGGAAUGGACAUGUAAAACAAAUCUAUGCAACUUGGUGCAAACCUGAUGAUUUGACCUCCUGUGACUCUGAUCAACCUAAGAUGAGAGAAAGUACACCAGAAAAUCAAAUGGAAAUGGCAUUUGAAUUACAUCUGGUGUGUCAUCAGAAGAGUCGGUUUUUGCGUCCCUGAGGAAUUAAGUCUGGAUAUUGUCACUGCUUACCUCAGGGGAAGCCACUUCUCCAUUUUUUGGUGCACUUCAGCGGGACUAUGGCCAAAAACUCAUUCCGUAGGUCGAAAUACAAGACAGAGGCCAAUCAUGAUGGAGAUUUUGGCUGCACACUCAAAGAACUUCGAUCACUCAUGGAACUCAGAGGGACAGAUGGAUUACAAAGGAUUCAGGAUUGCUAUGGAGAUGUUCAGGGACUCUGUUCCAGGUUAAAAUCAUCACCAAUAGAUGGGUUAAGUGGUCAUUCUGAUGACAUUUCAAGAAGAAAAGAAGAAUUUGGAAAGAAUUUUAUACCUCCUAAAAAGCCAAAAACAUUCCUUCAGCUAGUGUGGGAAGCAUUGCAGGAUGUGACUCUAAUUAUUUUGGAAGUUGCAGCCAUAAUAUCUUUAGGCCUUUCCUUCUAUAAACCUCCUAAUGCAGAGAGAGAAUGUGAGUAUCAUAGGGAUUUUAAGCUCACUAUGAAUAAUAUACCUCUGAUUCUCUUGCUCAGUGGUGCUGUUGAAUAACAAUGAAUUUGAAAUUGUAACAUAUCCUGAAGGUGACGUAGUGCUAUUAUGUAUUCAGCUCACUCAGGGCCUCUGUUUUAGGGGGGAAAAAUACUUUUACCUGAGCCCUGCUGUGCAUUUAGCCGUAAAAUCCUGCAAAUCAUGUUAUUUUGUGUUUGCAAUUUCACAGUCCUUCACUUCCUUCACACCCUGCUUACCCUGCUUGGAAAUGCAACUAUGCACCUCAAA
Sinocyclocheilus grahami is the source of this 1185-nucleotide messenger RNA. RefSeq names its product plasma membrane calcium-transporting ATPase 1-like. Lineage: Eukaryota; Metazoa; Chordata; Actinopteri; Cypriniformes; Cyprinidae. Gene Ontology annotation, biological process: regulation of cytosolic calcium ion concentration. Gene Ontology annotation, molecular function: P-type calcium transporter activity; PDZ domain binding. The record is from RefSeq and is a predicted model, not a curated record. The coding region runs from base 493 to 957 and encodes 154 amino acids. Gene Ontology annotation, cellular component: plasma membrane; intracellular membrane-bounded organelle. The transcript is spliced from 3 exons.